Molecule: messenger RNA, 732 nt
Organism: Penicillium cataractarum
Lineage: Eukaryota; Fungi; Ascomycota; Eurotiomycetes; Eurotiales; Aspergillaceae
Product: alpha/beta hydrolase
Exons: 2
Coding region: 1-732 (243 amino acids)
Source: RefSeq, a predicted model, not a curated record
AUGUCGAACCCGAUUCUGAUAUUUGCACCUGGCGCGUGGUAUCCGCCUACGGCUUUCGAUUCGAUCAUUGAUAAGCUGCCGGAGUACCGCUGCCGUACUAUUACAUUUCCCUCUAUCCAAUCGGCGACUGAGAUUUCAGACCUCCGGCCGGACAUUGACGCUGUUCGGUUUACAGUCGAUCAAGAGGCAGAAGAAGGUCACGACAUAGUUGUCAUAUUGCAUAGUUGGGCGGGUUUACCGGUUUCCAGUGCAUUGGGCGGACUGAGCAAAUCAGAGCGCCAGGCAAAAGGAUACAAGGGUGGCAUUGUGAAGCUAUUAUUUGUUGCGGCAUUUGUUCCUAUCCUCGGAGAAAGUCUCGUCGGUGCAUUUGGUGGAACACCUCCAUCCUGGUUUUCAAGGAAUGAACCCAACGGUACCGUGACUGCUACUGACCCGCAUGGGAUAUUCUUCCAUGAUGUACCCGACGGAGCAGAGUGGGCCAAAGCACUUGGGCCUCACGCAUGGGCAACAAAGAUUGCACCUGCUACUGGAAUCGCAUAUAUGACCAUUCCCUGUGUUUAUCUUGUUUGCAAGAACGAUCGCGCGAUUCCUUUCGCGAUUCAGCAGAUGAUGAUAAAUCGGGCGCGGGGUGGAGGAGCCCAAUUCGAAACUGAGAUAAUUGAAACUGGACAUACUCCCUGGCUGGUGGCACCAGAUCAGUUUGUGGCUUACAUCAAAAAACAUGCAAUGUGA